GCGGUGGCCCACAGCGAAGGGAAGGAGGAAGGCAGGGAGCCCGGGCGCGGGAGCCGGAGUCGCGGCGGCGGUAAUAGUCGGAGACCCCUGUAGGCCACCGUCCCGAACGCGGGGCCGCCGGCUCCGACGGGAGUUCGCGGGGAGCGGCCAGGGCCGUGGGACGGCUGGGGAUCGGGGGCCGAUGAGACCCCUGUGCGGUGCGGAGGGGGCGGCGCCCCCGGCUCUGACCCGCGCCGGGGGGGGGUGGGCCAUGGCGGAGAUCAGCGACCUGGACCGGCAGAUCGAGCAGCUGCGGCGCUGCGAGCUCAUCAAAGAGAGCGAAGUCAAGGCCCUGUGCGCUAAGGCCAGAGAGAUCUUGGUAGAGGAGAGCAACGUGCAGAGAGUGGACUCGCCCGUCACCGUGUGUGGCGACAUCCACGGGCAAUUCUAUGACCUCAAGGAGCUGUUCAGAGUGGGUGGUGAUGUCCCUGAGACCAACUACCUCUUCAUGGGGGACUUUGUGGAUCGCGGUUUCUACAGCGUCGAAACGUUCCUCCUGCUGCUGGCACUUAAGGUUCGCUAUCCUGACCGGAUUACCCUGAUCCGGGGCAACCAUGAGAGCCGCCAGAUCACGCAGGUCUACGGCUUCUAUGACGAGUGUCUACGCAAAUACGGCUCGGUGACCGUGUGGCGCUACUGCACUGAGAUCUUUGACUACCUCAGCCUGUCGGCCAUCAUCGAUGGCAAGAUCUUCUGCGUGCACGGGGGCCUGUCCCCCUCUAUCCAGACCCUGGACCAGAUCCGCACGAUUGACCGGAAGCAAGAGGUGCCCCAUGACGGGCCCAUGUGUGACCUGCUCUGGUCUGACCCCGAAGACACAACAGGCUGGGGCGUGAGCCCCCGUGGGGCCGGCUACCUGUUCGGCAGCGACGUGGUCGCCCAGUUCAACGCGGCCAACGACAUUGACAUGAUCUGCCGCGCGCACCAGCUGGUGAUGGAAGGCUACAAGUGGCACUUCAACGAGACUGUGCUCACCGUGUGGUCGGCGCCCAACUAUUGCUACCGCUGCGGGAAUGUGGCCGCCAUCCUGGAGCUGGAUGAGCAUCUCCAGAAAGAUUUCAUCAUCUUCGAGGCUGCUCCCCAGGAGACCCGGGGCAUCCCCUCCAAGAAGCCCGUGGCCGAUUACUUCCUGUGAUCCCUCCAGCCCCCUGGCCCUCGGACCACUGUGACUCUGCCCUCUUCUCCAGACUGAGGCUGGGCAUCGGGGGCUGUCUCGGCUCUGCUCUCCCCCCGGAGAGGGCACUUCGAGGGUGAGGACUUCUCUCUGGAGAGGCUCGGAGCCUCAGCUCCAGGCUCCUCUCCUUUCUCCCCACUUGAACCAUGGAGUUUCCAAUAAUUUUCUGGUUUUCUUUUUUCCUUUUUCCUUUUUUUUUUUUUUUGUUUGUUUUUAGAUAAAAAAUUUUGAGAGAAAACAAAGAAAAAUUCUAAUAAAAGGAGAAAAAUGGU
Mustela lutreola (European mink) is the source of this 1485-nucleotide messenger RNA. It is a transcript of the gene PPP4C, whose product is annotated as protein phosphatase 4 catalytic subunit. Lineage: Eukaryota; Metazoa; Chordata; Mammalia; Carnivora; Mustelidae. Bases 182 to 1174 code for a protein of 330 amino acids. Gene Ontology annotation, molecular function: protein serine/threonine phosphatase activity. The record is from RefSeq and is a predicted model, not a curated record. Gene Ontology annotation, biological process: double-strand break repair via homologous recombination; peptidyl-serine dephosphorylation. Gene Ontology annotation, cellular component: cytoplasm; nucleus. The transcript has 9 exons.